CCCGAACACAGUCUGCGUGCGCGUGGAAUGGAAACUAUUUGAGGUGUUUCACGGUAUCAGCGGAAUCCCGUAGUGACUUUUGGCUUUGGUCUUAAAGUUUUUAAAGUUUCCUCUUAAAGGAACCGCGCGCACUGUACACACGCCCCGUCAUCACACCCACACCCACGCGCGCAAAUCCGGACAAAGCAGAAGCACGCGCAGAGAAACCAGGACCGGUAUCUGGAUCUGUUCGUUAUCUGUCCGUCAAAGCUCCUCGUGCGUCAUGUAAACAACAAGGGCAUAAAAAGGAGAGGGACAAAAAGUUUGCGGAAACCGGAAAAUCUUUUAAAGUCAUCUCGCGCGCAUGAGUUCGGCGGCUGUGAUCUGUCGGGCCGCGCGCCUGCUCGCGCUCGCGCUCGUGUGCUCGCCGCUGGUAGGUGCGCGUGGUGCUCAGGUGCGAGCCGACAAACCGCCGCGCGCUACAAACACGUGCCGUGACUCAGAUUUGUUCUGCCAGGAGGAGGUCGUCAUGGUGACAGCAGGCGGCCAGAUCCAGAGCCCGAGGUACCCGAAUGCCUACCCACGCAACAUCCUGCUGUCUUGGAAACUGCUGGCCCCGCCCUUCACACGUGUUUUUCUGGAGUUUGAUGGGAGGUUCGGGUUGGAGGAGCCUGAGAACAGCAUGUGCAGACAUGAUUUUGUGGAGGUUGAUGACAUUUCAGAAAGCAGCACCAUCACUUGGGGUCCCUGGUGUGGACGGAACGUCCCGAGUCCCAUCACGUCCAGAAACAACAUCAUCAGAAUCACCUUCAAAUCCGAUGACUUCUUAGUCGCCAAACCGGGAUUCAAACUUUGCUACUCGCUGCUGAUUGAUGCUCCGCCGUCUUAUCUGAAUAACUUCGAGGCUGUCACAGUUGCAUCGAAUGCUGUGUCUGCCUCUAAUGCUCCGUUAUCAGCCGAUGCGUUGGAUGAUAUCAUUGCGGGAUUCAGUACAGUGGAGGGGGUCCUUAGACACCUGAAUCCACAGACCUGGAGACAGGACCUGAAUUCCAUCUACACACAAACACACCAGUACAUACCAAGGAGCUAUUAUGCCAACCGUGUAAACAAACUUGAUCUGGAUCGUCUGUAUGAGGACGUGAGGCUGUACAGCUGCACACCGCGCAAUUUUUCCAUAAAUCUGCGGGAGGAACUGAAAGCCACCAACGCUGUGUUUUUCCCACGAUGCAUCUUGGUGAAACGCUGCGGUGGGAACUGUGCCUGUGGGACAGAACAUUGGAACUCCUGCACAUGUAGCUCUGCCAAAACAGUCAGCAAGCUACAUGAGGUGCUAAAGUUCUCUCCAGGACCAAAUUACUACAAAAGGAAAACCAAAGCACGCUGGACUCUGGAGGAAAUCAACCUGCAGCAUCAUGAGCGAUGCGAAUGUGUGUGUCACUCACGGCCACCUCGAUGAGAGACAAUCUCACCCGCAGACACCCACACACACACCCACACACACACACACACACACACAUCCACUCAGUAUUUCAAACAAUAAUCGAUGUAGCUUUAAGUAUCUUGCUCUUUCUUUGUCUGUAAUUUUGUACUUUUUAUUCGUCUUCAUGCACACUGUUAUUUAUUUCUGUUUUAUUUUAAGACGGUUUUUUCUCUCUCUCUCUCUCUCACACACACACACACACACACACACACACACACACACACACACACACACAUUCCAGUCUCCCGGGUUCAGUUUAAGCCAGAGGAGUGUGUUUUUACUCCUUAUCCAAAACAGUACAUUCCUCUCAUACCAGCCCUUCCUCAUAAACACACACACACACAAACACACACACACAAACACACACACACAAACACACACACACAAACACACACACACAAACACACACACACACACACACACAGUGCUGAAUGUACUGUAUGAUGACUGUAGCUCUGUGUGUGAGACUUCAGGUUCAUUUAGCUUAAACCGCUCAGAUUAAAUAAUUUUCCAUUUCAUUUGUCUUAAAAACACAAAUAAACAACAGAUUUUCAAGGUCCAGCCUUCACCUGUGUGUG
Molecule: messenger RNA, 2037 nt
Organism: Tachysurus vachellii
Lineage: Eukaryota; Metazoa; Chordata; Actinopteri; Siluriformes; Bagridae
Gene: pdgfd
Product: platelet derived growth factor d
Exons: 7
Coding region: 344-1435 (363 amino acids)
Biological process (GO): positive regulation of MAP kinase activity; positive regulation of ERK1 and ERK2 cascade; positive regulation of protein autophosphorylation
Cellular component (GO): membrane
Molecular function (GO): platelet-derived growth factor receptor binding; growth factor activity
Source: RefSeq, a predicted model, not a curated record